Gossypium raimondii (Peruvian cotton) is the source of this 1501-nucleotide messenger RNA. RefSeq names its product probable pectate lyase 16. The transcript has 4 exons. Bases 376 to 1419 code for a protein of 347 amino acids. The record is from RefSeq and is a predicted model, not a curated record. Gene Ontology annotation, molecular function: pectate lyase activity. NCBI's taxonomy places the organism in Eukaryota, Viridiplantae, Streptophyta, Magnoliopsida, Malvales, Malvaceae.
AGAAAUGUAUAAAUAUUAAAAUAAAUUUAACGCCGCGAUCUACUGCACUAAUAUUUCUUCCCAAUUAUUGCUUUCGCUCACCGAUUUUUACGAUGUUUGCUUUAUUUGAAUUAUCAACGGUGUCUUUUAUUGUGAAUGAACGGCGUACAGAGUGGUGUCGAAGCAAGUUCUGUGGAGCAGCCGCCAUGCGCCUCUUGAGAGGCACGGCGGCGUUGGGUGGAGGGGUUGGUUUCCUUUGACGUCUCCUCGUGAUCUGCAAAUCAUGGUUUCUUGCACGAUUGAGCACUUGGUUGAUCCAAAAAGCCCGAAAUAUGUUGACAAUCUGCAGGUUAUUACACCUCUAAACCACUUGCAUACAAUGUCCCUAAGAAACCCAUGAAUGUAAUAGACUCUUGCUGGCGAACCAAGUCCGAUUGGGCCAUCAAUCGCAAAGCCUUGGCCGAUUGUGUGGUCGGCUACGGUAAAGCAACUCUAGGAGGGAAAUACGGAGCGAUUUAUGUCGUUACGAGCCCUUACGACGAUCCCGUCAACCCUAAACCCGGCACGCUUCGUUAUGGUGUUAUUCAAUCCGUUCCUCUUUGGAUCAUUUUCGCUCGAGAUAUGGUCAUCAAGCUGAAAAACGAAUUGAUAGUGAAUAGUUUUAAGACCAUUGAUGGUAGAGGGGCUAAAGUUGAGAUUGCAUAUGGACCUUGCAUAACAAUUCAAGGUGUUACCAAUGUUAUAAUACAUGGUAUUAGCAUUCAUGAUUGUAAGCCCGGGAUGGCCGGUCGGGUUAGGAGUUCCCCGACACAUGUAGGGAUGCGCGGAGGGUCUGAUGGGGAUGCAAUCAACGUUUUUGCGUCUUCAAACAUUUGGAUCGAUCAUUGUUAUCUCGCACGGGCUAAGGAUGGUCUUAUCGACGUGAUUCAUGCUUCAACUAGCGUCACAAUCUCUAAUAAUUAUUUCACUCAACACGAUAAAGUAAUGUUAUUAGGACACAAUGACAAGUUCAUUGCGGACAAAGUCAUGAAAGUGACAUUAGUUUUUAACCAUUUCGGUGAGGGUCUUAUCGAGAGGAUGCCGAGGGUCAGGAUAGGCUAUGCACAUGUUGCUAACAACAAAUACGACGAAUGGAAGAUGUACGCCAUCGGUGGUAGUGCAAAUCCGACCAUUUUCAGCGAAGGGAACUACUUCGUAGCGCCCGAUAAUCGUAGUUCCAAGCAAGUUACGAAAAGAGAAGCAACAAAUUGGCAAAACUGGAAAUGGCAAUCUUCAAAGGAUGUGUUUAUAAAUGGUGCAUAUUUUGUACCAUCUGGUUAUGGUAGCUCUGCUCCUCUCUAUACUCGAGUUCAAUCGUUCACCGUUGCUCCGGGAUACAUGGUCCCAGUUUUAACAUCAAACGCCGGUCCUUUACAUUGUCUUGUCGGGAAACCGUGCUGAUUUGUUUGACUUACGGUCCGGUUUUCACCCUUGGCAGACAUUGUUGUUCAGUUAAAAGAACCAAAUAAAGAAAGUUAUGACA